Molecule: messenger RNA, 3162 nt
Organism: Eriocheir sinensis (Chinese mitten crab)
Lineage: Eukaryota; Metazoa; Arthropoda; Malacostraca; Decapoda; Varunidae
Product: ubiquitin-conjugating enzyme E2 L3
Exons: 5
Coding region: 45-509 (154 amino acids)
Source: RefSeq, a predicted model, not a curated record
AAAAGGGAGAGUUGGCAACGCUGCUCCUCCACCAGCAGACAACAAUGGCCGCCACAAGGAGGCUACAGAAGGAGCUGGCGGACAUUCGAAAGUCAGGCAUCAAGUCAUUCAGGGACAUCCAGGUUGACGAGACCAACAUACUCACAUGGCAGGGACUCAUCGUGCCCGAGAACCCGCCCUACAACAAGGGGGCGUUUCGCAUCGAGGUCAACUUCCCGGCGGAGUACCCGUUCAAACCGCCAAAGAUCAACUUCAAGACCAAGAUUUACCACCCCAAUGUUGACGAGAAAGGACAGGUGUGUUUGCCCAUCAUUAGUGCAGAGAACUGGAAGCCGGCCACCAAAACGGACCAAGUUAUCGAGGCCCUGAUCAACCUAGUGAAUGAGCCCGAGCCGGAGCACCCGCUGCGCGCUGACCUGGCCGAGGACUACACCAAAGACCGCAAGAAGUUCAUGAAAAACGCAGAGGAGUUCACCAAGAAGAACUCCGAGAAACGGCCGGCUGACUAACCUGUCCGCGCCCCCUGUAGCCUGUGAUCCAGCAAGGCGCUCGUCAGGCAGAAGCUCUUCCUUAGCGAGACACACACACACACAUACACGUUCACUCACACUCGCUCACUCCCUGCUUUCUAUUGUACCUCCUUCCCUUCUUGUUCGUAGUAUAGGCUCUCUGGUACUUUGCACUCUUCUAUAACUCUGUCUGCUCUUUUGUAUACCUCUAUAUCUUGUUCCAAAGCCUCCCUUAUGUUUCUCUACUUCUUGUUCUUCUCCUUCUCCUCCUCCUCUUCCUUCUAAACCCACAUAUCUUUUUCUCUUUCUCUCCUGUUCCUCCCAUCCUCUCUUUCCUCUUUUUUUAUAUCUCAUUUUUUCUUCCUCCUCCUCCUCUUUCUCCAUUUCACUCCUGUUCUUUCUCCUCCUUCCUCUUCCUCUCUCUCCUUCUCCUCCUACUGUUCCUGUUUCUCUCUCACUCUCCUCUUCCUCCUCCUCCUUGCUCUCCAUUCCCUCUCUCACACACACACACACACACACACACACACACACACACACACACACACACACAUGCGGCCACCAUCCCAUCCUCCCAGUGGUGUUUUAAAGAGAGAGAGAGAGAGAGUGAUUGCGUCGGUGUUGUGUGUUGCAGGCUGCCGGAACACUGCAACACUGGGCCAGUCAGUGUGUUGCCUGGAGUGUUGUUGCACAGCUCCACUACCAGCAUUUAUUUGAGGUUUUUGUUUUAUCUGUUUUUUUUUACAUGUAGUUAUUUAUUGGGUAGUGAGGGCAUGGCUGGUGUGUGUGUGUGUGUGUGUGUGUGUGUGUGUGUGUGUGUGUGUGUUGAGGUGGUAGAGACGGAUCCAGGAAUUAGUGGUGUAGUGUGCCGAGCCAGCCAUGCCAAGCAGAGCUGUCGUGUGUGUGUGUGUGUGUGUGUGUGUGUGUGUGUGUGUGUGUGUGUGUGUCAGGCUGCCAUCGCUGCCGCACCACCAUGGAGGCCCCCCCUGCCCCCUCCCCGGGUGUCUGCCUGACAAGUGUCCUUGCUGUCCUAGACGUAUGUUAGCUUCCUAAGUCUUGUUGCUUUUACAGGUAUUUUUGAAGUAAAAUAAUGAUAAUGUGGAACAGAGUUCUUGUGAUUAAAUUAUAAAGUUUCAAGACUUCAGAGUGUGCCGCAGGAGGUGCCAGGCUGCCCCCCGACCCUCUCCAACCCCUGCUGGUGCCUCAUUGAGGGCCAGGCACUAACCCCGUGUCUGGCCCCCGCCAGGCACUGCCCCCCCUCCCCCCCCUCAGUACAUAUCACCAGUCACACCGUGUUGGGGAAACAAAAUACUUCAUGACCAGACUAAAUUGUUGACACUCAAAGUAUAAUUCUUGUACCAAUUGGCUGUGACUAUGUUAUAAGUGUUGUGGCCCGGCCCACGGCGGCCGGCGCUGCGCUGAGACCUUGUUGGUGUGUUCCUGCAGCAGCAGCCCCGGGGGGGUGUAGCCCGGCAGCCCUGCGGCCACUCGUGUAUGAGCUUCACCUCACUCAGUGCGGCUGAACUGUUCCCCAAGUGUUUUUGUGGGGGCGCCCCGCCCCAUUUUGUACUUAAGACUCUCCACAGUCUUGUGACUCCCGGCCGCGGCUCCCCGGCCGCCACCGGUGUGUCGGGGGCGCGGCGGGAGGCGUCUCAAGUUGAGACACGCCAAGGUGGCGGCCCCGGCGGUGGGCGGCUGCCCGGCGCGGGGCCGCCGCAGACCGUUACUUUGUGUUGUCAGUAUUGUCCUCCGCAGCAGCAGCAGCAGAAUGUAUACUACAGAGUUUUUAUACCCGAUGAUGCCACGUGUGCGAGGGACUGUGUCUGGCAGCGGCCGCCACGGUGGAGGGACACGCCACCCUGACCAGAAACACUUGCCUUAUACCGUGUGUUUGCGCCAUGACCAAGCUGUGACGCCUCUCCUCACCCUGUUGUGUUGCCGCACCACCCGUCACAGGUGUUAGGCCCCGUACUCCCCCCCUCUUGAUAAACCUUCCCGGCUGGCACAGGGCAGCCGCCAGACAGUGCCGCGUCAAGCGUAGCCUCACACACUGGAGCAGGACAACACAGAACCAUAAGGGCGAACACAGAGGCAGGGAAGAGGAGUUACCCCUACACACCACCCCCUCUCCCUGUGUCCCUCCUCAGCACUCAUGUGAGGCACCAUAACUGCCACUACCAUAAGACAGGGCAUGUGUAGACUGAUGAUUUAGAGGCAGCAGCAACCCAACACAUUAGACAACCACUAUACAGGCAGCAGAGAUCUCCAUCCAUCACCAGUUAACCACUCUACCUGUUCAAAUACGAGGUGUUUUUACCUUACAACACCUGUGAGAGAAUGAUGACCCCCUUCCUACCCCCGUAUACUGACCCCCCCCUCCUUCCCCGUAACGCCCUAAUCAAUUUCUUUAACCGAGGGACUCAAUCGUUUUUCAUAGCUUUCGGAGAUGUGUGAAUGCAGUGUUUCCAGGAGACGAACCGACCGAUUUUUUGUUUACGUUUAUCGUGAGUGCUCCGUUGUGUAAUCAAUUCAUUCAACCCUUCCAUGCUAGGUAGUUAAGGCUCUCCCCGCGGCCCUGAUGAACCCUCUGAGUAAUGACUUGGCUUUGUUCUCUGUCGCAUAUGGAAGGAAGAAGAAGAAAGGUUAUAUGAGUGAA